This is a messenger RNA of Chondrus crispus (carragheen), 714 nucleotides long. RefSeq lists its product as hypothetical. Gene Ontology annotation, molecular function: chromatin binding. Bases 1 to 714 code for a protein of 237 amino acids. Lineage: Eukaryota; Rhodophyta; Florideophyceae; Gigartinales; Gigartinaceae. Gene Ontology annotation, biological process: regulation of gene expression. The transcript has a single exon. The record is from RefSeq and is a predicted model, not a curated record. Gene Ontology annotation, cellular component: nucleus.
AUGCGCGAUCGCGCGGCGGGGAGGGUCAAUAUCUGGCAUGUGUCGCCGGAGCCCCCGAAGAGACUUGAAGACAGGUUUGAAGUGGGGGCGGAUGAGAGGAAGAAGAAGGAGAGGAAGAGGAAGAGGAAGGAGGAGAGGCGUUUGAAGAGGGAGGCGAAGAGGGCGCGGAAGUUGCAGGCUGCGGGUGGGGUAGUGAAGGACGAGGGGAAAGUAGGAGUGGGUGAGGAAGGUGCAUGGGGGAGUAAAGCGGAGGAGCUGGGGAAGGGAGAGGAGAACCGUUCGAUUGGAAUUGUGAUGGAUGGGAGUGAAGAGGAGGAGGAUGAGAUUAUUGGGCCGGCACUGCCGACUGCGAGUAAGGAUGUCGCGAAGAGCGUCGACUACGGGAAGGCGUUGCGGCCAGGAGAGGGAUCUAAGAUGGCGGCGUUUGUGCAAGAUGGGGCGAGGAUUCCUCGCCGUGGAGAAAUCGGGCUGACUAGCGAGCAGAUUGAGUCCUUCGAGCAUCAUGGAUAUGUCAUGAGUGGGAGCAGGAACAGGAGGAUGGAGGCUGUACGCCUCCGGAAGGAGAAUCAGAUUUACUCGGCAGAGGAACUGGCAGCUUUGAGCCAGUUCAACGUUGAGGAGAAGAAGCUUAGAGAAGAAAAGGUGUUGAACCAGUUCCGACUGCUAGUGGACUCCAAGGUCGGAGGCGGCGCGAGUGGCAAGCCACGCGAGUGA